AUGCACCCGAAGUUCAACCUCAGGGGGAGGUUACCAUUGCUAAGUUUCGAGAGGCUAUUCCAAAUGCUAAACCAAGCGGUGACUAACCAAGUCGGGCAACAAAGGGGAGCUCGACAAGAAGGGGAUGACACAUCUAGGGUUCGAGAAUUCUUGAGUAUGAAUCCCCCAUGUUUUUUUGGUUCAAGCACUACUGAGGAUCCGAAAAACUUUAUGGAAGAGCUGGUGAAGGUGUUUGUGCAAGUUGAAGAGGAGAAGUUAAGGGAAAGAGAGGAGUACAGGAAUAAGAAAUCCAAGACUGAGAAUGACUUUGGGCAGCAGAAAUGUGGUUUGAAUCGACCACAAGGGCAUGCACCAUCAUCUCCUAGUGCACCAGUGCCCAAAACAAAGUGUGGUCAAGAGGGUAACUUCAUGAAAGAGUGCCCUAAGAAUAAGCAAGGUGGUAGGAAUCCAGGCAAUAGAGCUCAAUCUUCACCAGUUGCUCCACUAGACAAGGUCGCACCUAGAGGAGCCACUUGUAGUAUUGGCGAAGGAGCAAACCAUCUUUAUGCAAUCAUUUUUGUCGCCAAGAGAAAAAGAAAUCUCCUUAUGUUGUCACGGUUGUGA
This is a messenger RNA of Solanum lycopersicum (tomato), 603 nucleotides long. RefSeq lists its product as uncharacterized. The record is from RefSeq and is a predicted model, not a curated record. Lineage: Eukaryota; Viridiplantae; Streptophyta; Magnoliopsida; Solanales; Solanaceae.